UGUCAUUUGUAUGUCCGUUGAGAAACUGCACAAACAAAUGUAAAAAGGAACAGUACUCAAAACGUAUCUACCUCUGCACAGGCAAGUUCAUGUUCCAUCAUUGGAUAGAAGUGGGAGUUUUUAACUGGAAGUUUGUAAAAUGUUGAACCGGUGACUCCAAUAUUGGCUGCAGACCACAAUAAAUUCUCCUGUCACAGCUUUCUGCCUCCAGUUCUGGGUCAGAAAAAUUCAAAUUCAGUGGCCAUGGCUUUAAAGGGAGCACUUAUUUGGCUUUGCUCACUUGCAGUCUUGUCCGCCGCAGAUGAAACUUUGAUUCAUAAUCUCAAGGCGGCGGUAGAGUGUGGUGAAAACGUGUCAUGGAGUGCAGAGCAGACAGAUGCACUACUGCUCUCUGUGAGGAAUCUGACGGAUUCUCUGCACAAACUGAAAGUUCGAAAUGAAACUCAUCUCCAGGUGGCAGUAGAGUGUGGUGAAAACCUGCAAUUGAGUGCAGAGCAGACAGCUGUACUUUUGCUCUCUGUGAGGAAUCUGGCUGAUUCUCUGCACAAACACCAUCUGAAAGAAUGCCAAGGUGCUGAGCCAAAGGAAUGCCCUGAACCCGAAGUUCCCGAAAAUGGAGCGCUGGCAUGCGUCACGGUUUCCAAUAAGCGCUACUGCAAACCUCUGUGCAACAAUGGUUACGAUUUUGCUUGGUUGAGGACGGGUCGUUUGUAUGAGGAAUGCGGUAAUCAUACAGGAAAUAAAUGGAUCAGCCAGUACAUAGGAGGGAACAAGCUGGCUGAGUGCAAAGAAGCAUCUAUUCAAGUUUCAGGAGCAAAGACAGCGUAUUUUCCUCAAGACUGCUUAACAACCAAGAGCAGCAGCCAACUGCAGGGCACAAUCAUUGAGGUUUUUACCACUGAGCUGAAGAAUCAAGGCGUACAGGGAGAGCCACAGUAUGCCUGUCUUGUAUGUGGAUGAAUGUUGUGGUGAGAAAGUCCUAAUUUUCACUGAAAAAUGAAGCUUGACAAGUACCGCUAAUAGUAGUAAACUGUAUGUUAAACUUGACUUCAAGUUUAAAGAAUAAAAGUGUUCCUUAACCUGAA
Dicentrarchus labrax (European seabass) is the source of this 1085-nucleotide messenger RNA. RefSeq lists its product as uncharacterized. The transcript has 8 exons. Bases 244 to 960 code for a protein of 238 amino acids. Lineage: Eukaryota; Metazoa; Chordata; Actinopteri; Moronidae. The record is from RefSeq and is a predicted model, not a curated record.